AUGGGGAACAGCAAAAGCGGAGCCCUGUCCAAGGAGAUCCUGGAGGAGCUGCGGCUGAACACCAGGUUCACGGAGGAGGAGCUCAGCACCUGGUACCAGUCCUUCCUGAAGGAGUGCCCCAGCGGCCGCAUCACCCGGCAGGAGUUCCAGACCAUCUACUCCAAGUUCUUCCCUGAGGCCGACCCCAAGGACUACGCCCAGCACGUGUUCCGCAGCUUUGAUGCCAACAGCGAUGGCACCUUGGACUUCAAGGAGUAUGUCAUCGCCCUGCACAUGACCAGCGCGUGCAAGACCAACCAGAAGCUGGAGUGGGCCUUCUCCCUCUACGAUGUAGAUGGCAACGGGAGCAUCAGCAAGAACGAGGUGCUGGAGAUCGUCACGGCUAUUUUCAAGAUGAUCAGUCCUGAUGACGUGAAGCAUCUUCCGGACGAUGAGAACACCCCGGAGAAGCGAGCUGAGAAGAUCUGGGGUUUCUUUGGCAAGAAAGAUGAUGAUAAACUUACAGAGAAAGAGUUCAUCGAGGGAACCCUAGCCAAUAUGGAAAUUCUGCGACUGAUCCAAUUUGAGCCGCAAAAAGUGAAGGAGAAGUUUAAGGAAAAGAAACCCUGA
Messenger RNA from Balaenoptera acutorostrata (minke whale), 609 nucleotides. RefSeq names its product recoverin (gene RCVRN). The transcript is spliced from 3 exons. Lineage: Eukaryota; Metazoa; Chordata; Mammalia; Artiodactyla; Balaenopteridae. Gene Ontology annotation, molecular function: calcium ion binding. The coding region runs from base 1 to 609 and encodes 202 amino acids. The record is from RefSeq and is a predicted model, not a curated record.